GCCUUUGCUGAGGCCAUGAGGGGUUACCAUGGCGACCGAGGCAGCCAUCCCCGCCCAGCCCGCUUUGCUGACCAGCAGCAUAUGGACGUGGGCCCAGCUGCCAGGGCCCCAUACCUGCUGGGCUCCGGGGAGGCCUUCUCCACUGAGCCCCGCUUCUGUGCCCCAAGAGCUGGCCUGGGACACCUCUCUCCCGAAGGGCCCCUGAGCCUGAGUGAGGGGCCAUCAGUAGGCCCUGAGGGAGGGCCAGGAGGGGCCGGGGUUGGGGGGGGUAGCAGCACCUUCCCCAGGAUGUACCCCGGCCAGGGCCCCUUCGACACCUGUGAAGACUGCGUGGGCCACCCACAGGGCAAGGGUGCCCCCCGCCUGCCUCCCACUCUCCUGGACCAGUUUGAAAAGCAGUUGCCAGUUCAGCAAGAUGGCUUCCACACGCUACCAUACCAGCGAGGUCCAGCAGUGGCCGGGCCUGGGCCAGGACCGGGGUCUGGGUCUGCCCCAGAGGCCCGCAGCGAGAGCCCCAGCCGCAUCCGGCACCUGGUUCACUCUGUGCAGAAGCUCUUUGCCAAGUCCCACUCUCUGGAGGCACCAGGGAAGCGGGAUUAUAAUGGGCCGAAGGCUGAGGGAAGAGGAGGCUCUGGGGGAGACAGCUACCCUGGCCCAGGCUCUGGAGGCCACCACACCUCCCACCACCACCAUCACCACCACCACCACCACCACCACCAGUCCCGGCAUGGCAAGAGGAGCAAGAGCAAGGACCGCAAGGGGGACGGGAGGCACCAGGCCAAGGCCGCAGGCUGGUGGAGCUCUGAUGACAACUUGGACAGUGAUAGUGGCUUCUUGGUGGGCGGGCAGCCCCCUGGGGAGCCUGGUGGUCCCUUCUGCCUGGAGGCUCCGGAUGGGUCCUACCGGGACUUGAGUUUCAAGGGGCGCUCGGGUGGGUCAGAGGGCCGCUGUCUUGCCUGCACUGGCAUGUCCAUGUCACUGGAUGGACAAUCGGUCAAGCGAAGUGCCUGGCAUACCAUGAUGGUCAGCCAGGGCCGGGAUGGAUACCCAGGGGCUGGGCCAGGCAAGGGCCUCCUGGGUCCAGAGACCAAGGCCAAAGCCAGGACUUAUCAUUAUCUGCAGGUGCCACAGGAUGACUGGGGGGGUUACCCGACUGGUGGCAAGGAUGGGGAGAUCCCCUGCCGCAGGAUGCGGAGCGGCAGCUACAUCAAAGCCAUGGGGGAUGAGGAGAGUGGAGACUCGGAUGGCAGCCCCAAGACAUCUCCCAAAGCAGUCGCCAGGCGCUUCACAUCCCGCCGCUCCUCCAGUGUGGACCAGGCCCGGAUCAACUGCUGUGUCCCACCCCGGAUCCACCCCCGGAGCUCCAUUCCUGGCUACACCCGUUCCCUCACCACCGGACAGCUCAGUGAGGAGCUGAACCAGCAGCUGGAGGCCGUGUGCGGGUCCGUGUUUGGGGAGCUUGAGUCCCAAGCGGUGGACGCCCUGGACCUGCCCGGCUGUUUCCGCAUGCGGAGCCACAGCUACCUCCGGGCCAUCCAGGCCGGCUGCUCUCAAGACGACGACUGCCUGCCCCUCCUUGCUGCCCCUGCCUCUGUCUCAGGGAGGCCCGGCUCCUCCUUCAACUUCAGAAAGGCCCCGCCCCCCAUCCCGCCGGGCAGCCAGGCCCCGCCCCGCAUCUCCAUCACCGCCCAGAGCAGCACGGACUCCGCCCACGAGAGCUUCACCGCCGCCGAGGGCCCCGCCCGGCGCUGCAGCUCCGCUGACGGCUUGGACGGCCCCGCCAUGGGCGCGCGCACCCUGGAGUUGGCGCCGGUUCCACCUCGGGCCAGCCCCAAGCCCCCCACACUCAUCAUCAAGACCAUUCCUGGCAGGGAGGAGCUGAGGAGCCUGGCGCGGCAGCGGAAGUGGCGGCCGUCCAUUGGGGUGCAGGUGGAGACUAUCUCAGACUCAGACACAGAGAACAGGAGCCGAAGAGAGUUCCACUCCAUCGGUGUACAGGUGGAAGAUGACAAGAGGCGGGCAAGGUUCAAGCGCUCCAACAGUGUGACAGCUGGUGUGCAGGCAGACCUGGAGCUGGAAGGCCUGGCCGGCCUGGCCACAGUGGCCACAGAAGACAAGGCCCUGCAGUUUGGACGCUCCUUCCAGAGGCAUGCCUCUGAACCCCAGCCCGGGCCCCGGGCCCCCACCUACUCAGUCUUCCGCACGGUCCACACACAGGGCCAGUGGGCCUACCGUGAGGGCUACCCACUGCCGUAUGAGCCGCCAGCCACCGAUGGGGCACCUGGCCCUGCCCCUACCCCUACUCCCGGCCCUGGAGCUGGUCGCCGUGACUCCUGGAUAGAGCGCGGUUCACGUAGCCUCCCCGACUCAGGCCGCACGUCCCCCUGCCCCCGGGACGGCGAGUGGUUCAUCAAGAUGCUGCGAGUAGAGGUGGAGAAGCUGGAGCACUGGUGCCAGCAGAUGGAGCGUGAGGCAGAGGACUAUGAGCUGCCCGAGGAGAUCCUGGAGAAGAUCCGCAGUGCUGUGGGCAGCACACAACUUCUCCUGUCCCAGAAGGUUCAGCAGUUCUUCCGGCUGUGUCAGCAAAGCAUGGACCCCACUGCAUUCCCCGUGCCCACCUUCCAGGACCUGGCGGGUUUCUGGGACCUCCUGCAACUCUCCAUUGAGGAUGUGACCCUCAAGUUCUUGGAGCUACAGCAACUCAAGGCCAACAGCUGGAAACUCCUGGAGCCUAAGGAGGAAAAGAAGGUCCCUCCGCCAAUACCAAAGAAGCCCUCGCGGGGACGGGGCGUGCCGGUGAAGGAGCGCUCCCUGGACUCCGUGGACCGGCAGCGGCAGGAAGCGCGCAAGCGGCUCCUGGCGGCCAAGCGUGCCGCCUCCUUCCGCCACAGCUCGGCCACCGAGAGCGCUGACAGCAUCGAGAUCUACAUCCCCGAGGCCCAGACCAGGCUGUGACCAGUCCGGCCCGCCCAGCCCGGGCCCGGCCCGCGGUUUUCUACCCGUACUGUACACCCAGCGUCGAGGUCACUGUGAACGCGGGCGCCCAGUGCGCCCGCCCUGCCGGCACCGCACGCCCCGGCCCCACCUGCCCGUCACACUCUCGUGGGUUUUUUACCUUCCUGAUCCCCACGCGAAGGCGCCUGGUCUGGGCUGGGGGCCGUGCCUCUCCACCCUGCGCCCCCAGCCUGGAACUUUCUCCCUCCUGGUCCGACGCUUUGUCCCCACCUCCUUCUCCUGGGCACCAUCUCUGCCAUUCUUUUCCCCCACGGGCCAGGCCGGGCCGGGUCCCUCAUCUGGGCUCUGCGUCCCCCCCACCCCGCGGGGCUGGGCUUCGUGGGGAUCAAGCUUCGUGGCUUUUUAUGAAGAAUCCCGAACCCUGCCUAGGAGCCUUCCCCACCCUUCCAGGGGCUCCACCCUUAGCCCUCAGCCCACCGGGCCCAGGGACCACAGUGGCUGGACCAACCCAGGACCAGGGCGCCUGGGCCUCUCCCCUUUCGCAGUUGAUGGGGAGGGGAGAUGGGGGCUUCCCCUCACCACACCUGUGGCUGUUCCCACAUUCCCUUGAGUAUCCCAGGAAAAAUAAAACGGCAGAACUGCACUCCAGCGGGCUGCUCUCUCCAGAAGCGGCUGCCUCUUUCCCGGGCUUGAGGGUGGUGGUGGAGGCAGCAGGGAGCCUACGUUCUCGGUAUGGGGAGAUCAGGGGUUGCCUGAGCUUCUUCCGGGUAUGGACCUGUUGGGAGAAAGGGGUUCGGCCCCAGUGGUGGCCGCAUUAAGGAUCUCCGCUCUCCUGGAGGGGCGGGAGAGGAGGACGUCAAGAGGGACGGUGUCAGUCUCUCCUCUCCCCAUAGUCCAGUCCAUUUCCCUUUCUGCCUUCCAGUCAUUCCAGGGUUCCCUCAAAGACACAAUCUUGGAACUCACUGCCAGGCACACAACAUGCCCAAUAAACAGGGAGUGUGGUUAUUACAGGUGACCCUGGGUGCUGCAAAGGGCUAAGUGCUCCCUACUAACAAAGUUGCCUCAGAAGAAAGGCCUGGUGAUCUAUUUCUGAAAGAUCACAGCCAGUGAAAACCUUUGGAGCAAAGUUCUACUCUGAAACACAUGAGGUGCCAUGAGUCCUAAUGCAACCAAAGGAAUGGGUUUCCUGUAUGUGGUUAUUAUUAGGCACUCAACAAAUACUGGUUUGUUGGGCACGGUGUUCCCUCUGAUCCAGUCUUUGCUAAUCAGCCACAGAAAACUGUCAGUUUAGUACUGCCACGCUCUUUCUGAUGUCUUCUAUGGGUGGGCACUUUGGUGGUGUCGGGGGAGGGAAAAGACGACAAAGAACAAAACUUUCCUGGGAAGCUCAACAGCAACCAAGCCCCAAUAGUGAUGCUUAAUAUUGUAUUGAGUGAUUACUGUAUGUCAGGCAAGGGGGUGAAUAUAUGAACCAGUUUAGGUCAUCCUUACAACAGCUCAGGAGAGGUUAAAUGAUCAGUCCAGUCACAGUGCUGAAAGUGAUGGACUCAGAUCUGUCUAAUGCCAAAUCCUGAGCUUCAAGACUCCGUAGCCUUCUUCAUCCAGAAAGGGCUGCUGAAUCAAGCUUGACUGCAGCCCCCACCUGGAAAGCACCCUUUCCAGUCUUUGAACCGACCUUCCACCUCUCCUUAGGGGCUAGUGUGUCACCCUGAGGCAGGGGGAAAAGCCUCCAGGGAAUGGGCUGCCAUUCUGGGCCACUCUGGACCAGCCUGUUCUCAUUCAUUUAUUCAGUAAACGUUUAUCAAGAACCACUGUGUGGCACUGUUGGGCAUCAGGGAAAACACGAUAUGUCUCUGCUCUUACGGAGCUUAUGGUCUUAUGGGAAAAGCAGACAAAUAAACAAGCAGUUAAAAUACAAGGGUGAGUGCCAGGAAGAUGACUAGGACUUAUUAGCCACUGAAAGGGGGUUGGGGCUGGGGAGAAUGUUCCAGGUCAGGGAACAGCUGGGCUGAGUCCUGGAGGAGAAAGAGGUGUUGAAAGUGCCGGGGCUUCAUCAUGCAGGGCUUUGGGGUCAUGUUGAGGAGUGUGGAGCUGGGACCUGAGGGGUGUGGGGAGCCACAAAAGGGUUAUGAACAGCAUAGUGGCAUGAACAGAUAUUUAAUAGGCUGCUUUGGGGGACUGCUUCUGAAAAGCAAGAGGUCGUACACACAGAAUCACAUGAGACCACUGGAAGGUAGAGAGGACUCUCGUGAUCCAAAUUCCCAAAGGUUAAUCACCUUGGAGCUGAUCCCAUAUAGAUUCCUGGGCCCUGCCUAAGACUUCGUGAAUAGACUCUCUGCCCUUGAAUGAGUUAACAAGUAUCCACAUGACCCGGAUGGGUGUCUGGCUUGGGAACACCUAGAUGGGAUUACCAUCCACAGGUUUCUACUGAAAUGCUCGUUAUCUGCUGCUUCUA
Molecule: messenger RNA, 5410 nt
Organism: Loxodonta africana (African savanna elephant)
Lineage: Eukaryota; Metazoa; Chordata; Mammalia; Proboscidea; Elephantidae
Gene: DLGAP3
Product: DLG associated protein 3
Exons: 10
Coding region: 16-2955 (979 amino acids)
Biological process (GO): signaling
Cellular component (GO): glutamatergic synapse; postsynaptic specialization
Molecular function (GO): molecular adaptor activity
Source: RefSeq, a predicted model, not a curated record